Messenger RNA from Nothoprocta perdicaria, 2683 nucleotides. RefSeq names its product interleukin 1 receptor associated kinase 4 (gene IRAK4). The transcript has 11 exons. Gene Ontology annotation, biological process: signal transduction; protein phosphorylation. Gene Ontology annotation, molecular function: ATP binding; magnesium ion binding; protein serine/threonine kinase activity. The coding region runs from base 7 to 1416 and encodes 469 amino acids. The record is from RefSeq and is a predicted model, not a curated record. NCBI's taxonomy places the organism in Eukaryota, Metazoa, Chordata, Aves, Tinamiformes, Tinamidae.
CCGGACAUGAGCAAGAGCGUCACGGCCUCGACCUACGUGCGCUGCCUUGGCUACGGCCUGGUGAGGCAGCUGGCCGACUUUGUGGAUCCCCAGGAAGGGUGGAAGAGGUUGGCCGUGGAUAUAAGCGAGCCCUCUGGAGAAAGCAGAUACAACCAAAUGCAUCUCAGGAGAUUUGAGGCACUUGUACAAAUGGGAAAGAGCCCUACCUGUGAGUUACUCUAUGACUGGGGAACAACAAACUGUACAGUUGGUGACCUUGUGGAUCUGCUGAUUAGGAAUCAAUUCCUGGCACCAGCACGACUUUUGCUUCCAGAAGCUGUAAGGAUGGCAGAAGAAGUUACAUUACCUCCUUCUUCACAGAAAAACUUGCCUAUCCAUGAGAAGCAACUGCCUGAGAAACAAGUGCCUGUGCAGGAAAAGCAAGUGGCAUCUGUAAUGCCAGUUUUAGCUCCGAAUACUGAGAAACAGCCUUCAGCUCCUUCUUACAUAAGUCAAGAGAAUAGCAGCUCCCAGUCUAAUAACAGAGAUCUCCACAGUUUUAGGUUUCAUGAGUUGGAAAGUGUUACAAAUAAUUUUGAUGAACGGCCAGAAUCAGCUGGAGGUAAUAAACUGGGAGAAGGUGGCUUUGGAGUUGUGUUCAAAGGCUACAUCAAUGGCAGAAACGUGGCUGUCAAGAAACUUGCUGCUAUGGUUGAUGUUAGUGCUCAAGAGUUGAAAGAGCAAUUUGAUCAAGAAAUAAAAAUGAUGGCAAAUUGUCGGCAUGAGAAUCUAGUGGAGCUGCUGGGCUUCUCCAGUGAUGGGGCUCUGCCGUGCCUGGUUUACGAGUACAUGCCCAAUGGCUCGUUGCUGGACAGACUCGCUUGCCUGGAUGGCACUCCACCAAUUCCUUGGAAAACAAGAUGUAAAAUUGCUCAAGGUACAGCAAAUGGCAUCAACUUUUUGCAUGAAAAUAAUCAUAUUCACCGAGAUGUUAAAAGUGCAAAUAUCUUGCUAACUGAUACUUACAUGCCUAAAAUUUCCGACUUUGGACUUGCAAGAGCAUCUGUAACAUUCACUCGAACUAUCCUGACGGACAGAGUUGUUGGAACUGCAGCCUAUAUGGCCCCCGAGGCGCUGCGGGGAGAAAUAACCCCCAAGUCGGAUAUCUUCAGUUUUGGAGUAGUCCUACUAGAAAUAAUAACAGGUCUUCCACCAGUAGAUGAAAACAGGGAUCCGCAAUUACUGUUAGGUAUCAAAGAUGAAAUUGAAGAUGAGGAAACAACUAUUGAGGCUUAUGUUGAUGAAAAGAUGAGUGACUGGGAUGCUGCUUCAGUUGACAAAAUGUAUUCAGUUGCCAGUCAGUGUCUGAAUGAGAAGAAAAACAGGAGGCCAGACAUUAAGGUGGUCCAGCAGCAUCUGCAGGAGAUGGCAACCUGACGUGUGUCUUCUGAUGCUGUAUUUUCAAAUGGAGAGGAGACCUGUAGCAGAUACAGCCUUCCAUUGAGAUUUAGUGUGAUGGAAUCGGCCUGUCCUGCAUGUCACAUGCGCUGUUGGCCUGUCCCCAUUGGGCUGCUUUUAUUAAUUAGCACAUCAGCUCUUCACAUUUCCUUAGCCAGCAGCCCCUUAGCAUGAGAAAACUAAGCUUUUUUUUGCAUUACCCAGUUGCAUUCCUGGUAUGUCUUCUCCAUGGCUCUUGAGAAGCAUUUCUGUGUUAGAAUCUCUUUGUCUCGAGAUCUGCAAGUACCAAGCGUGUCUUCUGCAGACAGUAACAGUAGGAGGCUCAGUUUUGCUUCACAUCACUUUCUCGUAUAGAUGAACUAGCCCACUUUACUGAAGUAAAAAACCUUUAAUUGGUGUAAAUGGCAAGGUCCUUUUCUGUGAGGAGACAGUAGUGGUACCCAUUUAAAACAAAUUUGUCCAAAAUUUUAACUUGCAAAUCCAAAUGUAUGUGAAUGGACAGUAUUUGUGAAUGUGGCAACUGUCUGAAUUCAGACUUUUAAAAAUCUCUUUGCAGGAUUUGCUUUUAUUUGGAUAAAUGCUGCAAAACAUAUUUAGGUUGCUAUUUUGUUUAGAUGUUUUACAAGCAGAAUGAUUAUGUUGCAAUGCAAAUACAAAGCUAGAUACAGUUUUCUUUCCAUGUAUCCUAUAUGAUGACAAACUAUUUAAUGUUGGUUCAUAAACACUCUUGAUUAGGGAGAAGACUCUUAAUUACUUUUAACAUUCCUUUUAUGCUUCACUAGAUUUCAUAGAGUAUAAGUACAGAGGAUGUUAUGUUACAGGGGCCACUAUACUACUGUAUAAAAUGGUAUAAUAUUGUUCAGACCAAAUCUGCAUUCUCCUUAGUCAAAUAGUUAAGUGCUUAUCUUAAAUAUACUUAUUUCUGUAGCAGGAUGGGAAGCUUUCUAAAAGAGAACGAGGUGAAAGCAGACUUAAAAGGAAAUGAAAGUGAAUAAUAAGACUCCAAUUUUCUUGCACUAUAUAUGAGAAUGCUGUUUUUGUAAAUACAGAUAUUACUUUCAUGUAAAUCUCUUGCACCUCAUGUAUGUUUUUUCUUGACAAUUUAGGAGUAGGAAUAUGGUCUUGUUUGAAACCCCUGAUUAUCAGAGAGCAAAAGAAACUGAGAAGUGAGACUUGAUCUGACUGCAUUCAGGGAUGUAUACAUUUUUGUAAAAAAUUAAUAUUUUAUCAGCGUACUCUCCCUGGC